This is a messenger RNA of Symbiodinium necroappetens, 2576 nucleotides long. NCBI's taxonomy places the organism in Eukaryota, Dinophyceae, Suessiales, Symbiodiniaceae. The record is from the annotation of a GenBank genome assembly.
GUCGAGAGACGCCCCGGCGGGCCCCGCUUGGGCUCCUCAGCUUUUCGCCGAGGGGCGAGAGCGCACAGUUAACACCGGAUCAGGUGCAGCAACUUCUUGCUCUGGCGGGGCGAGCUCCUCGGACUUUGGGGGAUCUUCCUGGUCCCAGCGCGCACUCGGGACGGACUGGUGGAGCUCUUCGUCUGGGAGCAACUGCAAAAGCUUUGGCUGCUCCACCCCUUCGCCUGGCGGCCAUCCCGGAUACGAAGGACACCGUGGGCGACGAGGAGGCCGACGCCGCAGAGGGUGCCGAGGGAGAGGGCAUUUUGCAAAAGCUCCUUGUCCAGCAGACGGCCAUCCUUGCGCAGCUCGCGGCUUCAUCGAGAAAGAGCUCCGAUCCACUUCAUCAGCUCCUGUCUUCGACCGGGCGGGCCGACGAGGAUCUGAAGCUGCCCGGCGUGAAGGGGAUGGCUGCUCGACAACUGGUGCGGGAACACUUUCAGAGGAGCCCCACUCUGGCUUACAACAAGGUCAAGGAGCGGUUGGCGCAAGCUCGACGGAAGCCCGGAGUGGGCGACCUAGAGCCUCGAGACAUGCACCUCCACUUCCAAGAGACGGUUCUCUUGGGCAGCUUCAAGACGCUGGCUUAUGUGUCGUUCCUUCUCUGCACGGCUUGGGAGGCCAUGGAAAAUGGACGAGGCGACGAGGUCGCCUCCAUCAUCGCGAGAGGCCUUGUGUUCUGCGAGCAGGUGGCAAACGAGUCGGGGCACACCCGCCUGGCUUGGCUGCUGACUUGCCUCGACGAUCCUCCGUUUGCUUUGGUCGAAUCUCGGAAAGCCCCUCGUGCCGAAGUCCCACACGGGAUGUUAGCGGACCCGAGGUGGAUAGCAGCCCAGCUGGGGUAUCUGUCAGAUGCCCAGCUGAUACAGGAGAGGACAAGUGCGGUGCAUGGACAGCCAACCACGGCUCCGCCAAACCAUCCGGAAGGUCCCAAAGGCCGUGGAAAGCGCGGCAAAGGGGCGCAGGACUUGACGACAGCCUCAGUUGGUGGGCCGGCGCAGAGCGCGAUGGAAACACAGGCACCAGUGCAGACUCCUGUGUCGAUGAUUCAUCGUCUUGAGGGCAUGGUCUCAACUUGGAUUCGCUUGGGCCACGGGCCCAAAUGCGAACUUGAACGUUCGGUUCAGAAGUUUGAGACGUUGAGUGAACAGCUUGCUGUGAUGCAGAAGUUCUGCCUUGAGCUUUCAUCACAGCUUCAGCCUUACAAAGGAUGUACCAAGAAACCUGCCGCCCAGGCUGGCGUCUUCGACAGUGAUUGUCAGCUUGCGAGCAAGAGUGCGGCUUUGCCUCGGGUGACGGGAGCCAGCACUACCUACAAGCCGCUGGACCCUGAUCGCCUCGUCUUUGAGCAAGCCCCCACCUUCAAGGCAGAUAAGAAUGCCUAUUCUGCGACCAUUUUAGGAGGCCAGCUUGACGGUGUUCGUGGUGACAUUGCUGCUCCCCGCCUGAAGAGCACCGCCUUGUCAGCUAUCACUUUGCAGCUGGUCGUGCUAGGACUGCUGCUCGGCACCGCUUUAGUCGGGUACGGCAAGGCUUUGUUUUACAGCGGAGGUCCAAAGUACGUUUUCUCUGAGACUUUGAAUGCUGUUGUAGACCGAUUUAAGCACUUCCGCGCGUCGCUUGGCGCAGCUUGGAGCAUCCUCACUCGCUGGGAGGAAGAAGAACCUGUGGAAAGGUCCAUGGUUAUGCCAGAGGCUGUCUUUCGAGCCGCCAUCACAGUGGCUUUGCUUUGGCAGUGGCCUCACUUUGCUGCUGCUCUACUUGUGGGCUUCCACGGGCUUCUGAGACCAGGAGAAAUCCUUAAGCUCCGUCGACGAGAUCUGCUUUUGCCGCGAGAUCUGCUCACAUGUACCCAGGUCGCCUGCGUGUCGAUCUUGGGAGCGAAAACCCGUAGAUUUCUUCAACGACAGCAUGCCAAGGUUUCAGACUUUUGUUCCGUCAAGUUCCUUGAUGCCCUCUUUGGUCAUUUGCCUGGCAUUGUCCCGCUGUUCGCCUGCUCACCGGCUGUUUUUCGCAAGCGCUGGGAUUUGCUUUUCGGCAGCUUGGGAGUUCCGACAGCCGAGGAUGCUAAAGGCAUCACCCCCAAAUCUUUGAGGGGAUCGGGGGCAAGGUGGAUGUAUCAGAUGACGGAGGAUGUCGAGCGCAUUCAAUGGAGGGGGCGCUGGCAACAGCGCCGAACUUUGGAACAUUACUUGCAGGAAGUGGCAGGGCAGUUGCUCCUCGCUGAUCUGACAGAGAGUCAUCGUGCUCGGAUCCUGCACCUCGCAGCUUUUGCCGGUCCACGUCUGCAGCUGUUCACUACCAGUCUUUUGUCUUCUACGCAGGCUGCGGGCGAAGAACGUUUCAGAGUUGGAAAGGAAGCUUUCGCUUGUGAGUUCGAGCUUCUCUCUUACCAGCUCUUUUGCACAGACCAGCUGGUGACGCUGAAGAGCGAGAGCGGCGGUUUCUUGCAGCUGAAGGUCCUGAGCAUGACGCGGGUUACAAUGAAGUCGAGCAAGUGCGGCUCUGUGGUGAAGCUCCACACCCAGGAAGAUUAA